AUGGAGUACAAUGACGAGCUAUGGGGAAGGCAUCGACGAGCCGUUCACGCGAUAUGUGAGAGUAUGAGGCAGGCUACUCGGGAUCAAUUAGGCCUCAGUCUUGCGCAGAAAGUACCCUGUAGUGCCCCCAGUCAGCUCUUGGGCCUCAACCAGGUAGUAGAGAUCGAUCGAGACAGAUUCAUCGCUUCGGUCGAGCCAAAUGUCACCAUGGAGGCGCUAGUUCAAUUGACGAAGAUGGAAGGGCUGAUCCCCACCGUAAUUGCUCCUUCGAGGGCCACAACUAUAGCGGACGCUUUUGCCACUGCGACUUUCGGAUCUUCGUCUUUCCAGUUCGGGACUUUUGAUUGCGCAGUUUUGUCUCUUGAGGCUGUCCUUCCUGAUGGACAGUACGUCAUGGCAAAGCUCGGUGAUGGUGAUGAUGCAGAUCGGCUGUUCGAAAUUUUAGGCGCGCCGGACAGCCCUGCCCUAAUCACACUACUAGAAAUUGCGCUAACCCCAGCGUGGGGUUAUGUCGAGAUGACCUACUGGCCCGUCUCUUCGGUAUCGGGCGCAAGGCUCCGAAUGGAGCCUAAAGGACCCAACUCGCUAAUUCUCGAUAGAGCGGCGGUGGAUGAAUCUACCGACUUCGUGGACAGUGUCAUGUUCGACUGGUCCUCGGGUGUUGUUGUCACUGGGCGGCUCACGCCCGCAGCAGAUCGUAUCCACAGCCGCUUUGGGAAGAAGCACACAUUUGUGCAACAUGCCAAGUCGAUUUGUAGCGCACUACGGUAUAAACAUGAAUCAUACGUUGAAACGGUUCCACUGGAAAUCUAUCUUUUCCGGUAUUCUGACUGUCUUGCAGCACCAAUGCGAAUAAAAAGACGCUCUGGCGGCCGCAGAGACUAG
Messenger RNA from Pyrenophora tritici-repentis Pt-1C-BFP, 885 nucleotides. Its product is annotated as GlcD, FAD-FMN-containing dehydrogenase. Lineage: Eukaryota; Fungi; Ascomycota; Dothideomycetes; Pleosporales; Pleosporaceae. Gene Ontology annotation, molecular function: Delta24(24-1) sterol reductase activity; flavin adenine dinucleotide binding. The record is from RefSeq and is a predicted model, not a curated record. Gene Ontology annotation, biological process: steroid metabolic process. Gene Ontology annotation, cellular component: cytoplasm; membrane.